GGGGGGAGGCGCUCUGGGCGGGCGCGCGGGGCGUGGCGGCGCGCGGGCGGCCAUGGCGGACACCGAGAAGCUCAACCUCGACUCCAUCAUCAGCCGCCUCCUGGAGGUCCAAGGGUCGCGGCCAGGGAAGAACGUGCAGCUGACGGAGAACGAGAUCCGGGGGCUGUGCCUGAAAUCCCGGGAGAUCUUCCUGAGCCAGCCGAUCCUGCUGGAGCUGGAGGCACCUCUCAAGAUCUGCGGUGACAUCCACGGGCAGUACUAUGACCUGCUGCGGCUCUUUGAGUACGGGGGCUUCCCCCCUGAGAGCAACUACCUGUUUCUGGGGGACUACGUGGACCGGGGCAAGCAGUCUCUGGAGACCAUCUGCCUCCUGCUCGCCUACAAGAUCAAGUACCCCGAGAAUUUCUUCCUGCUGCGGGGCAACCACGAGUGUGCCAGCAUCAACCGCAUCUACGGCUUCUACGACGAGUGCAAGCGGCGAUACAACAUCAAGCUCUGGAAGACCUUCACCGACUGCUUCAACUGUUUGCCCAUCGCCGCCAUCGUGGACGAGAAGAUCUUCUGCUGCCACGGAGGGCUGUCCCCAGACCUGCAGUCGAUGGAGCAGAUCCGGCGGAUCAUGCGGCCCACGGACGUCCCGGAUCAGGGGCUGCUCUGCGACCUGCUCUGGUCCGACCCCGACAAGGACGUGCAGGGCUGGGGGGAGAACGACCGCGGCGUCUCCUUCACCUUCGGGGCCGAGGUGGUGGCCAAGUUCCUGCACAAGCACGACCUGGAUCUCAUCUGCCGGGCACACCAGGUGGUGGAGGAUGGCUACGAGUUCUUCGCCAAGCGCCAGCUCGUCACCCUGUUCUCGGCCCCCAACUACUGCGGCGAGUUCGACAACGCGGGCGCCAUGAUGAGCGUGGACGAGACCCUCAUGUGCUCCUUCCAGAUCCUGAAGCCGGCCGACAAGAGCAAGGGCAAGUACGGGCAGUUCAGUGGGCUGAACCCCGCCGGGCGCCCCGUCACCCCCCCCCGAAACUCUGCCAAAGCCAAGAAAUGAGCCGUGGGAGCCGCCCCCUGCCCCGGCUGGGGUGCUGCCCACCCACCCUCCUGUCCCCCUCCCCACCCCACACCCACCCACACACACAGAAUCAGGUCGCUUUUCUUUCGACUCAAGUUUUUUUAUUUGGAGGAUCCUGUUUCCCCCCCCUCUUCGAGCCACGCUCCACCAAAGCAAGCCCAGUGCCAGGGCAGGGAGUGCCGGGGCGAGGGGGGAGCCCGGAGCCCAGAGCCCAGAGCCCAGCCCUGGGGUGGCAGCGGAGCGGGGGGCGGGAGGAAAUUUUUGGGGAAUAAACUUGUAAUGAAUCGGGUCA
Messenger RNA from Pipra filicauda (Wire-tailed manakin), 1358 nucleotides. It is a transcript of the gene PPP1CA, whose product is annotated as protein phosphatase 1 catalytic subunit alpha. The record is from RefSeq and is a predicted model, not a curated record. The transcript is spliced from 7 exons. Gene Ontology annotation, molecular function: protein serine/threonine phosphatase activity. NCBI's taxonomy places the organism in Eukaryota, Metazoa, Chordata, Aves, Passeriformes, Pipridae. Gene Ontology annotation, cellular component: cytoplasm; nucleus. The coding region runs from base 53 to 1045 and encodes 330 amino acids.